UUUACACAGAACGGUGCCAGUGUAAAGGUCUUCGACGAAAUUUACCGACGUGUGAUGUGGCACUAGUGCUAUGGAAUCAUUUUGGAAAUAGACUGACGAUUCCUGUUCUCUUUUUCAUGCUGAUCGGGCAAAAACAACGAUUGAGAUAACAAAAAGUGAAAUUUUGUGGAUUUCUCUCAGAGUUUGACAGUUCAUCACCCAAAGAAAAUAACUCUGUGAAUUAAAAUUCCAUGACCCACCCAUGCCAGGUUUGGUUUGAGAUAUAAGAAAUAAGCAAAAAGGUUCAGUCUUUAGCUUCAAAAUGACUCCAUAUUCAGCAUUUGUGGGCUUGUUCCUUUUGAUGGUGAAGCUUGUAGAAUCAACACAAAAUUAUGAUUUGUUAGCAGUAACUGUAGCUACAGAAGAAACAGAUGGAUUUAAAAGAUUUAUGAGAUCUGCUAAAAAAUAUGAUAUCAACGUUAAAGUGUUAGGUCUAGGUGAAGAAUGGAAAGGUGGAGAUGUUGCGAAUUCAGCAGGCGGAGGUCAAAAGGUCAAUAUUUUACGGCAGGGAUUAAAGGAAUUUAAAGAUAAAGAUGAUCUUGUUAUCAUGUUUGUAGAUAGCUAUGAUCUAGUGUUUUCUGAUGAUAAACAAUCCAUAUUAGAGAAAUUUAAGAAAUUUGAUGCUAAUGUGAUAUUUUCUGCUGAAGGUUAUUGUUGGCCAGACUCUUCCUUGAGGUCUCAAUAUCCAGAAGUUAAACAAACAGAAAAAAGAUAUUUAAAUUCUGGAGGAUUUAUUGGGCUAGCUAAAAAUUUAUAUGAUGUUGUUAGUUAUAAAACUAUCAAAGAUAGUGAUGAUGAUCAACUAUAUUAUACCAAGAUAUUCCUUGAUAAAUCACUCAGGUCUAAGCAUAAUAUCAAACUUGACACAAAGUCUGAAAUAUUCCAAAAUUUAAACGGAGCUCUUGGUGAUACCACAUUGAAAUUUAAGGGCAGUAAAAGUUAUAUGUAUAAUGUUAAAACAGGAACUCACCCCUCUAUUAUACAUGGUAAUGGACCCAUUAAGAAUGAGUUUAACAGAUUAUCAAACUAUCUGGUAGACAGUUGGACUGUUAGUAGUGGAUGUCAAGCUUGUGAUGAAGAUACUAUCAGUUUAGAAGGAGUCAAGGAGAGUGAUUAUCCAACAGUGCUCAUUGGUAUUUUUAUUGAACAUCCAACGGCAUUUUUACGUGAAUUCUUUGAAGACAUUUUAAAUCUAGCUUAUCCUAAAUCCAAAAUAGAUCUCUACAUUCACAACUGGGAAUCUCAUCAUAGAAAAUUGGUAGAGAAAUUUAUUAACGAACAUAAAUUAGACUAUAAUUCAUUAACCUCUAUUUCACCAUUUGAUGAUGUUGAUGAAAUUAAAGGUCGUGAUAGAGCUAUUGAUGAAUGUAUUAAGAAGAAUUGUCAGUAUUAUUUAGCUGUUGAUUCUGAUGCUCAUUUAUCUAAUGCCUAUACAUUACAAUCUUUAAUAGAACAGAAUAGAUCCAUCAUAGCCCCUAUGUUAAGUCGAGAUGGCAGACUGUGGUCUAAUUUCUGGGGAGCUCUAAAUAAAGAUGGUUUCUAUGCCAGAGCAGAAGAUUAUGUAGACAUUGUGGAGAGAAGAAAAAUUGGUGUAUGGAAUUCCCCAUUCAUUAGUUCAGUGUUUUUAAUACAUGGCUUCAGACUUCCAGCUUUACGUAAUUCUCACGGUAAACCUAAUAUAGAUCCUGAUAUGGCUUUCUCUCAGGCAGCCAGAGAUAAGGGUAUAUUUAUGUAUGUAAGCAAUCGUCAAGUAUUUGGUCAUCUUAUUAACAGUGAUAACUAUGAUACAGACCAUAAUACAGAUGAAUUAUUUCAAAUAUUUGAUAACCCAAGUGAUUGGGAAAGAAGAUAUAUUCAUGAAGAUUAUUAUAAGAAUUUUGACGCAGGAGUGGUGGCUGAACAGCCAUGUCCAGACGUCUAUUGGUUCCCCAUAGUAUCACCUGAAUUCUGUCAAACAUUUAUAGAUGAAAUGGAGAGUUAUGGACAAUGGUCUGGUGGUAAAAAUAGCGAUCCCCGUUUAGCAGGCGGGUAUGAGAAUGUACCAACAGUAGAUAUACAUAUGAAUCAAGUGGGACUGGAACGACAAUGGUUACAUUUCUUACAGAAAUACGUUUCCCCAUUACAACUGAGUGUUUUUACAGGCUACGUGCAUGAUCCACCAACAGCCAUCAUGAAUUUUAUAGUACGAUACAAACCAGAUGAACAACCAUUAUUACGACCUCAUCACGAUUCUUCCACAUUCACCAUUAAUAUAGCUUUGAACACACCAGGUGUUGAUUUUGAGGGUGGUGGUUGCCGAUUUAUCCGAUACAACUGCAGUGUCACGGCAACCAGGAAGGGAUGGUUACUGAUGCAUCCUGGGAGAUUGACUCAUUAUCAUGAGGGACUACGCGUUACCAAGGGAACCAGAUAUAUCAUGAUAUCUUUUGUUGACCCAUAAACACUUGAAAGCAAAUGAGAUUUUUUGCACUUUUUUGUAAAUAGACAUAAAGAAAAUCAUAUCUGUUCGCUUGAUUGAAACAGAAAACUGCCAAAACGUGCCUUGAAUUGCCAAAAUUUUGUGGGCGAUAUUUUGUGAUAAUAAUAUUUGUAUGGUUGUCAAAUCGUCUUAUGUUUGUUCUGUCUUUAGCUUGUAUUUAACUAUCUUCAGUCUCAAAGGGUAGUGAGUAGUUUUUCAAGAUCAAGCCUUUGAUUUUAAUAGCACCCAUAGGUGUUGAAGAUGGGAACAAAAAACAUUUUUUAGGUUAUUUACUCAUUUGUGACAAUUGCAUUUUCAUACUGGGACAAUUUCAAUUAUUUUAGUUCAACUGGUUUGGGCCUAUCUGUGUGAAUUUUCAUAAGAGGUUAUGUUAAUUUAUGUUUUAGAAUAUUUCUGUCAAUUUACGUACCGUAUUCAUUUUAAUUGAAGCCCUGGCGCGUUGCAUUUUUUCAGAAGGGGAAGCGUUAAUUUUCUUCCAAAAUCCUAUCAAUAAAAACAAUGUAAUGUUCAAGAUCUGCUUCUUUGAUUAAUUUUAUGGAGACAUGGAUUACUAUAAAAAAAAAAGGAAAGGGGGGCGUUGAUUAUGGUAGAAUUAUUAGAAUGAAUAUGGUUCGUCUUGUUAUUCAAAUCCUUUGACAGGAUGCACUGUUACAUUACUUUUUCAAUUUCACAGUAAAAUCAAGUUGAUAUAAAUUUUUUUCUGGUAUUUAUAUGGACUCGAUAUGAAUCAAAAAUAUUAUGAAUCUCUAUAUAUUAUUGUAUAUUUUUAUUGAACAACAAUAUUUUUUUUUAUUAAAUUUUAAACCCUUUGCUUAAAGGACAUGAGUGUCUAGUAAAUAUUUUGAUGACUUAGUUCUUUAAACAAUUUCAAAUCAAUCAAAACAGAAUGAUUUCUAGUUAUCAGCCAGUCUUGUAUUGUUGUGAGAACCACUGGUUUCUGCUGUUGAAAAUUAUUGUAGACACCCAUAUUUUCGAUGAUCUGUUCUUGAAAUUUGAACAAAUUAAAUUACAUCAGACUGAUCAAAUUACAUCAGACUGAUCAAAUUACAUCAGACUGAUCAAAUUAAAUUACACCAGACUGAUCAAAUUAUACCAGACUGAUCAAAUUAAAUUACACCAGACUGAUCAAAAAUUACAUCAGACUGAUCAAAUUAUACCAGACUGAUCAAAUUAUACCAGACUGAUCAAAUUAAAUCAAGACUAAUCAAAUUAAAUCAGACUGAUCAAAUUACAUCAGACAGAUCAAAUUAUUCCAGACUGAUCAAAUUAUACCAGACUGAUCAAAUUAAAUCAAGACUGAUCAAAUCAAAUUAAAUCAGUCUGAUCAAAUCAAAUUAAAUCAGAGUGAUCUAAUCAAAUUAAAUCAGGCUGAUCCAAUCAAAUCAGACUGAUCUAAUCAAAUUAAAUCAGACUGAUCAAAUCAAAUCAGACUGAUCUAAUCAAAUCAAACUGAUCUAAUCAAAUUAAAUCAAGACUGAUCAAAUUAGAUUACACCAGACUGAUCAAAUUAUACCAGACUGAUCUAAUCAAAUUAAAUCAGACUGAUCAAAUUAAAUUAAAUCAGGCUGAUCCUAUCAAAUCAGACUAAUGUCUGCUAUGAUUUUAUAGCAAUUUGAUCAAAUUAAAUCCAUUAAAAUGAAAACCGUCCAUAUUUUUCUGUGUUUUGUUUGAACUGAUAGAUUUAUUGUGCUAUUUCAAGAAAACUGAACUCAUUUGAUUGGCCAAUGACUAAAAUCGAUUUUAAAUCUUACACAUCAGAUUACAGUAUUUCUGAAAUUAUUGGUUAGAAUUUUGUGCAAUAGGCCACUGGUUAACAAUAUGGGGCACUAAUAGCUUCCGUGGGGCAUGGCAUACAUUUAAGGGCAUACAUAGAAGUUUUUGGAAGAUUUUGGACUUUUACAUAUGCUAAUAAUUUGUGGAGGGAAGUGGUGCUUAAUUGGUAUGGAUAAGGGUAUGGAAAAACCAUACAGUGCUAGAUCAUUUAAGAUAUUAUUUUCAAGUCUUCCUCAUUUGAUAUAUUUUUUGACUGUAAUUUAGAUACAGAAUAAAUCUUGUCUAAA
Lottia gigantea (owl limpet) is the source of this 4578-nucleotide messenger RNA. RefSeq lists its product as hypothetical. The record is from RefSeq and is a predicted model, not a curated record. Gene Ontology annotation, biological process: peptidyl-lysine hydroxylation. Gene Ontology annotation, molecular function: iron ion binding; procollagen-lysine 5-dioxygenase activity; L-ascorbic acid binding. NCBI's taxonomy places the organism in Eukaryota, Metazoa, Mollusca, Gastropoda, Lottiidae. The transcript has 20 exons. The coding region runs from base 302 to 2479 and encodes 725 amino acids. Gene Ontology annotation, cellular component: endoplasmic reticulum.